AUGGAGGAAGAAUUACAGGCUCCUCCCCUAAAACCUCCUCUUGCUAACACCUCUGUACCUCGCGACAGAGAGCCUGACAGGGCUGAUCUCGAGAAGCUGAGGAAAUGGCAGGAGGACCGUAUUGCCCGGAGACUCCGUGGGGAAUAUGAGUCGGCAGUAUUUCAUCUGUCAGAGUUGGUGAACGAAAACCUGACAACGCCGCUCCGUAUUGCUUCGGUGCGAGUGGAGGGGGCCGUGAAGACUCGCAAGCCGUUCCUCGGCAGCAUCAUCAGUCCAUUCCUCCCGACGACUUCUUCGCCCUCUGUGGAUGGUGGAUCUACGUUGGAGUCUGUUCUUCGUACUACUAGACAUAUUGGAAGCCUUCUCCAAGAGACAGAUUUGUUCCAAUCGGUCGAGGCGAAGUUGGAGGCUAGCCAGGGCAUUCUUGCCCAAGACGGAGAUGUGAACAUAAUCUUCAAGACACGUGAGAAGGGCAGGUUCUACCUCAACACAAGCACGGAAGUGGGGAACAACGAGGGUGGUGCUAGUGCUACGUGUCGCGUCCGUAACGCGUUCGGAGGUGCGGAGACCUUCGAAGCCAACCUUGCAUUUGGCACAAAAACACGUGUCUCGUUCCAUGGAUCGCUCUCCGCUCCCUUGACCCCCUCUCUCAAGACAAGAGGCGAGAUCUCUGUCUUCGGCCUCGAGAGGGAUAACUCAAGCUAUGCAAGCAGCUCAGAGGGCGUACGGGGCCUCAGAGCUAGCGUCAGGACCGAGACUGUCACGAGCGGACUGCAUGAAGUCGCAUAUGAAGCCGUGCUGAGACAUAUCAGCAGCCUCACACCAUCGGCCUCUAUCAGCAUGAGAGAAGCUGCCGGACAGACCAUCAAAUCCGCUGUGUCGCACUCGUGGACACGGGAUACACGCGAUGACAAACUUGUUGGGACGACCGGGUCAUAUUUCAAGCUCUCACAAGAGCUGGCCGGGCUCGGCGGCGAUUCCUCCUUCUACAAGACUGAAGCGCAGACUCAGCUGUCAAGACCGUUCGUUCCUGGCGUAACAGUUUCAUUUGCAGCUCGCUCAGGGCUGUUAUGGAGUUUUGCUCCGCGAUCGCUGUUUUCAGAUCGCUUCCAGCUUGGCGGCCCAGUAAGCGUGCGGAUGUUCAGGACUAACGGGAUGGGUCCUCGGGAUGGCCCCGAUUCGUUAGGUGGCGACAUGUAUUGGUCGACUGGUGUCAGCUUCAUCUCUGAUGUUCCACGGAAACCUCAUUGGCCCGUCAAGCUGCACACCUUCGUAAAUGCUGGCAGGCUAGAUGUAGUAGACAGGUCUCAAUCUCUUCUGGACAACGUGAUUAGCAGCAUUUCUAAACCUUCGAUCUCUGCUGGGGUUGGGCUGGUAUAUAAGCUGGAUCCGGUGAGAGUUGAGGUAAACUUUGGUGUGCCACUGGUGGCUAGCAAGAGCGAUGGUCUACAAAGAGGGUUCCAAGUAGGAAUAGGCUUGGACUUUCUGUGA
Molecule: messenger RNA, 1491 nt
Organism: Sparassis crispa
Lineage: Eukaryota; Fungi; Basidiomycota; Agaricomycetes; Polyporales; Sparassidaceae
Product: SAM50-like protein
Exons: 8
Coding region: 1-1491 (496 amino acids)
Biological process (GO): protein insertion into mitochondrial outer membrane
Cellular component (GO): SAM complex; outer membrane
Source: RefSeq, a predicted model, not a curated record